Aspergillus pseudonomiae is the source of this 435-nucleotide messenger RNA. RefSeq lists its product as uncharacterized. Bases 1 to 435 code for a protein of 144 amino acids. The record is from RefSeq and is a predicted model, not a curated record. The transcript has 4 exons. Lineage: Eukaryota; Fungi; Ascomycota; Eurotiomycetes; Eurotiales; Aspergillaceae.
AUGUCGUCAAUUGCCGCCAUGGCCUCCCGCCGGGCCUUUGCCCGCCAGUCUGCCUUCCGUGCCCCCGCUCGCCGUUUCUACAGCUCCAAGUUGGAGGAGGCCAGCCUCGACAAGGCUCCUCGUCGUGACCCUGAGCUUUACGUCCUGCUCGGUGUCAUGUCCGGUGCUUUCCUUGCUGCUGGAUGGUACUUCGGCAAGAAGCCCACCUCCGUGAACUCCGAGAGUAACGUGCGCAUUGGCGAGAGCGCCAUGCCUUGGGAGCGUGAGGACGACGGCAAGGUCUACAAGUACCAGUACCACCCUCACGGUGACAAGAGCCAGCCCCUCAGAAACGCCCCCAGCGCUCUGAACACUGUUAUUGUGCCCAAUGUUACUCUGCCGGCUGAUCUCCACGAGCGCUACAACAAGUACGGCAAGGAGGAGUGGGAUUACUAA